AUUAUCUGUAGGAUUAGGUAGCAUCAUGCCAAUGUCAAAAGUUGAACGUAUGAAGUGGAAAAAGAAAAAGAAAAAGAAGAAAGCUAAGGGAGGCAUGACCAAGGAAGAAAUCAAAUUGCGGAAGAAGAAUGCCUCAUCCAAGCUGCUUUUGAAGGCGAAGCAACGCAAGCAGAAAGGGAAGGGGAUGAAAUUGAAAAAAUCUGCGGCAAGGAAGCUGAAACUUGGAGCUGUCUUGGAAGACGAGAUGGACAGCCUGUCCAGGAUGAAGAGCCUUCUACAUGAUAAACUUCUCAGUCCUGCAGACAAGACUUUACAAGACACAGUGUCUCGUCAGAUGGCUGAUGCUUUGGAAGCGGAUAUGUCUCCUGAUCAGACGGAAGCAUCCAACGCCAAUGUACACCAGGUUGCCAAUGAAGUCACCGUGGGGAGUGUUGCUGUGUCGGGUGGACCUCGCAUCAAGCAUGUCUGCAGGAGACAAUCCGUGGCCCUGGGCUACUCACCAGCCCGCUACGAAGGGCAGGGGCCCACUAGCCAUGAUAGCCUCAAACUGAGUGCUCUGCCGUUCAAGGAGAGGAAGAAGCUCUUCACGAGUGAUGAUGACAACAGUGACACUGAAACUGGGUCAGAGGGUGAUCUCUAUGGCAACGAAACGUCGCCCCGACUCUCCACCCGAAAGCGGAAGCCGACGGCCAAGAAGCGUGCCAUGGAGGGGUUCCUCACCAUGGACGAGGAGGCCAAUUAUCUGGAGAAGAAUUAUUCAGACUUUGCUACCAAGAAAGAGGCAAAAAAAGUCUUGAAGCUCAAGAAAGCCUUGCAGCAGAAGUCUGAGAUGGCUUCGAUGUCGACGCCCUGGUCGUCGAUGCCUGAAGGAGAUGAGGAGCUUAAUGUGAAGAGGAGGUCGAGGUGCGGACAGUGCUCAGCCUGCUUGCGCAAAUAUGAUUGCAAGAAAUGUGCAAACUGCCUGGACAAGCCCAAGUAUGGUGGUCGCGGUACCAAGAAGCAAGCGUGCAUACAUCGUAAAUGUCACAAUCUGGUCAAGAUGAAGAUGUGGAGGUUGAAGCAGAUGAAAGCCAAGAAACUCAUGGCUGUCCCAGAGCAAGCACAAAAGGCUCCAUCUGUUCCUAGACCUGCUGGGGCCAGGAUAAAGAGAGCUGGAGGGGACGUGCUGGAUGAACUAGCCCUGGUCCCGAGCAAUAAGAAGGGCCAAGCGGGGGGUGAGAAGACUGAUGCGAACUCCAAGUCGCUGAGGACUGUCAAGUUUUCUAAGAAGAUCCGUGGUAAACAUUUCAUCAAGACUGACUUUAAGGAUGACUAUGAUAUGUCUGUUGCAUGGAAGCGUGGAAUGGUGAUCAUUUCUUCAGACCCUAUGAUACCCAGGACUAUAUGCUAUCUAUGUGGCAGCAAUGGCAAACAUGAGCUGGUGUAUUGCAACGUUUGCUGCGAGCCUUUCCAUGACUUCUGCCUGGAAGAGGAUGAGCGCCCUCUACCUGACGAAAAGGAGAACUGGUGCUGUAGGAACUGUCGGUUCUGCCACGUCUGUGAUCACCAAGAUAAGCUGUUGACUUGUCAUAAGUGUCACUGUAGCUAUCAUGCAGAGUGCCUUGGUCCUAACUACCCCACGAAACCAUCCAAGAAGAGGAAAAUAUGGGUGUGUUCUCGCUGCGUGAGAUGCAAGAGUUGUGGUGCUACCACUCCAGGCUCAGACCCUAAAGCUCAGUGUACAUUAUUUAUUGUUGUCAGAUUAGUUAAAAGACUGGUGAUCAAGUCUUUUCUUCAUGCUAUCCCCAUUACAGGUGUGUUCUCGCUGUGUUAG
Molecule: messenger RNA, 1813 nt
Organism: Strongylocentrotus purpuratus (purple sea urchin)
Lineage: Eukaryota; Metazoa; Echinodermata; Echinoidea; Camarodonta; Strongylocentrotidae
Product: histone-lysine N-methyltransferase 2A
Exons: 12
Coding region: 26-1813 (595 amino acids)
Biological process (GO): positive regulation of DNA-templated transcription
Cellular component (GO): histone methyltransferase complex
Molecular function (GO): DNA binding; zinc ion binding; histone H3K4 methyltransferase activity
Source: RefSeq, a predicted model, not a curated record